GUUUCAAAUAUUUUUCUAUUCUAUUCGCACCAAUUUCGUUCGGAUAUUCCGAUUUAAAUUUUGGGUUCGUAUUUGAUUCGGUGAAAGUGAUUCGUUUUUGUUCUUCUCCCAAAGUUACGGUAUUUGGAAUAAAGCAAAAACACAGCUGUUCCUUGCUUCAUGACCGAGAUUAAGCCAAAAAUAAAUAAAUAUUUUCUUUUUCACAAAACAAUUAAUUUCGAAUCAAUGCACUAUAAAAGUUACCUACUUUUGACAGUAGUAGCUGAGAUAAAAACAUCAACAAAACUUCAAGCUCCUUUCAUACUCUUUUAAUCCUAAUCCAGUCUUUACUUUUGUUUUUCCGACUUUAUUUAUCAAUACCACGUGAUUGUUGAUCCGAUUUAUUUUGAGGAGACGUGACGUUAGCUGUAAUUCAUUCUUUACUUGCUUUGGGUAUUAAAAGGCGACACAAAGCGUGAAUAAAAGAAAAGGAAACCCUAUAGAGACACAUUUGGUGUGUGUGUGUGUGUUCAUUCGCCUCUACUGGAGAUAGAUCUUGAUCCAGUUACAAGAACUUAGGUUCUUUUUUCUUGUUCUUGAGUGAGUAAAUCUAGCGAGAUCAUGGGACUGAGUCUCGAUUUCGAUGUUGAUCUUGAGAAAGGAAUCUUAGAUUGCCAAAAUGUUUAUACAAAAUCGCCGGAGAAGCCAUUGACACACAUGUCUCCGGAUAGCAAACCGGUAAUAACCGGAGAAGAAACUCUCGGUUCGUUGGAAAACCACGAUGCUACUCCGGUUAAAUGUGCGAUCAGUAAACCGGAAUGGGGGAGGAGCGAACGGAAGAAAUCAGCGUCGAAACCUCCUAGGCCGCCGCGUGGACCGUCGCUGGACGCAGCGGAUCAGAAACUGAUGCGGGAGAUAGCUGAGCUGGCGAUGCUGAAACGCGCGAGGGUGGAACGUAUGAGAGCUUUGAAGAAAUUGAGAGAGGCCAAAGCUGCUUCGUCUUCUUCUCUCGGCAAUGUCUUAGCCACCCUUCUCACCGCUAUCUUCUUCUUCGUCCUCGUUUUCCAAGGAUUGUCGCCGAGAGCAGCUGCUAGCUCCGGGGAAUCUCCCUUGGUUGGAGAAGCCAAUGGUGGUUUUGUACCGGUUCGAUAUGCGGGAAACCCAUCUGCGAGCGAACCGAGUGUAGGUUAUGGCGGUCCGGUUAGAUUGCCCAAUUUACUAAAACCGGUUUCCGGGUUGGAGAAUGAAACGAAGAUGAAUAGAGUUUCACAGUGAAUGUAAACCAACGGUCUACUGUUAGGAACUCCAUACUUGUUGAUCGAACCAUAUAUCGGUUUAGGUUGUCGGUGAACCACGUACUCGAGUACCGAUGAUUUUUGGGCAAAAAUCAGCUGCUUUCUAGGCGGCAAUGAAACAAUAACGAUACGAUGUGGAUAGGAGUAGUUUUGUAGUAAUGUUUUUUCGUGUAAUAAAAUGAGAGAGUUAAAAAUGGAGUAAAGUAAAUUCAGUGUUAUACUUUUUAUCUGCAAUCAGUUAU
Molecule: messenger RNA, 1516 nt
Organism: Raphanus sativus (radish)
Lineage: Eukaryota; Viridiplantae; Streptophyta; Magnoliopsida; Brassicales; Brassicaceae
Exons: 4
Coding region: 601-1254 (217 amino acids)
Source: RefSeq, a predicted model, not a curated record